AUGCGCAACCCCCAAAAGAAAUCCUACUCCCCACCAUACACACUUGGCCAACCUAUUGGUAACAACACAGUUGCCAAGGUCCUCAAGUCCGACAAUGCGAAGUUUGCGGCGGGCGAUUUGGUCGUUGGAGCAAUCCCUACCGAGGAAUACUCAGUCCUGCCUCAGCAGAGCGCAGACGCCCUGAGGAAAGUCGACAACCCAUACAAUCUUGACUUGAAGGUCUUCGUCGGCGCGCUUGGAAUGCCAGGGUUGACCGCCUACUCCUCGUUCUACGAGAUUGGCAAGCCGCAGAAGGGCGAGACGAUUUUCAUCUCUGCUGCUUCGGGCGCCGUGGGACAGCUUGUCGGACAGCUGGCUAAGCAUGAUGGAUUGAAGGUUAUUGGGUCUGUUGGAUCGGACGAGAAACUGGAAUAUAUUACCGAGGAGCUUGGUUUCGAAGGGUUCAACUACAAGAAGGAGAAGCCACUUGAAGCUCUUCAACGUCUUGCACCAAACGGAAUCGAUAUUUACUACGAGAAUGUUGGUGGAGAACAACUGGAAGCUGUCCUAGAAGUCAUGAACAACUUCGGCAGAGUCAUUGGCUGUGGUAUGGUCUCCGAGUACAACGCUGCUCCCGACGCCCGGUACGGCAUCAAGAACUUGAUGUAUCUCGUGUCGAAGAGGCUCACUAUGCGAGGAUUCAUCGUCAGUGAUAAGGAUAUGGGACCUCAAUACUUCGAGGAACGGAACAGGAAUAUUUCGAAGUGGUUGAACGAGGGAACUUUCAAGACCAAGAUCAGUGUUACGGAUGGUAUCGAUAAUGCCCCUGACGGCUUCGUCGGCAUGCUACUGGGAAAGAACUUUGGCAAGGCCGUGCUCAAGAUUGCGGAUCCUGAGUAA
This is a messenger RNA of Cadophora gregata, 879 nucleotides long. RefSeq lists its product as uncharacterized. Gene Ontology annotation, molecular function: oxidoreductase activity, acting on the CH-CH group of donors, NAD or NADP as acceptor. The transcript is spliced from 2 exons. The coding region runs from base 1 to 879 and encodes 292 amino acids. NCBI's taxonomy places the organism in Eukaryota, Fungi, Ascomycota, Leotiomycetes, Helotiales, Ploettnerulaceae. The record is from RefSeq and is a predicted model, not a curated record.